UAAAAAAGAACUGUUGCUAAAAAUUUGCUCCGAGUUAUCACAAAUAAAAUGCAAAUUGUAACUACAAGAAUUGUUCGGUAUUAUCGCUACGAAAUAAAAAUACCUCAGAACUUAAAAAAAAAACCUACAAAAACGAACGUAAAAAAUGUUAGCGCUUGGAACACCGCACAGAGAUAGUCGUUCCCCGAAGCCACCUCUGCUUGAUCUCUCUCUCUCUCUGUAGAGUUUUCAGAGCAGCUGAAAGUCAUAUCAGAGCGCUCUAGAGUUCAUCUGAUGGUCAUAAAGCAGCUCCAGCUUGUACAGUGGCAUCCAUAUGGCGUCCCAUCUGGGGCUCCCGUCCCGUGUGAUUCAUUCAGAGAAGCACCUUCUGCCCGUCCGUCCCUCAGACCUCUCAGAGACGUCAUUCUUCUGCUGUCGUUCCUUCACGCUGAGGAAGCUCUCUGCAGCGGCUGAUUAAAUACAGAGGAUGAGCACAUGACCGAGUGACUGGGAGCAGAGGACGCGACUUAGCCAGCUUGAUUUAGUUUGUCUGUUCUGUUCCUCCGCUCUUCAUCACGAGCUCCAUCUUUCAAAACGUGGACGUCGCCUGAGAAACUUCUGAUACCUUCAACACAAACAUCUAAAACCUCUUUUAGCUCUCUUCAGGACUGAAAAAUAAGGAUUUUGAUCAAAUGAACCCACCGUGGACAGACGGACAGUUUGUCCAGCUCUCUCGGCGUGACCUUUGACCCCCGGUCGUCGAUGAGCCGUUUCUCCUUCACGCUUUCUUGCUGAUCUAUCAGCGACAGGGUGUCUAGACAAUCACGUGACCCCCGACGCGCCAAUGAGGGACGCGGAGACGGAGACGCGCACACACACACACAGAGAGAGAGAGAGAGAGAGAGAGAGAGAGAGACAGGCGUCUGAUCUUCAUCUCGUUCUCAGUCCUUCAGUUCUUCAUCGACUCGGAAACUUCCCGCGUUCGCGCUCCGGAGACGGAUAUUUGUGGAUAUUUCGAGCGCCUCGUUCCGGUGACCGCGCGAGAGCUUUCCUUCGGCGGGGUCUGAUGUGGAUUUAACGGCUUUUACCGGCGCGGUCCGAGCUGCGGGUUUGAUGACAAACGGAGAAAACGGCAGCUUAAUCGUCCCCGAGCCGAGCGACCGCUGUGGAUUACGAGCGGACUCGGUCCCGAUGAUUGCGCACUGACACCGGAUCCGAGAUCGUUCCCGGCAAAAGCCCCGACCGCGUUUCCCUUUUGGAUUCCGUGAGGUGAAAUAUUAAAGUCUGGCGUAUGAAACGGAUCGCGUCCGCUUCUCCUGCUCGCCGUUUCUCCGCCGCCUGCUCUGCGCCUGUGGAUUCGGACCUCCGGAUCUUCAUGACUUGCGGACAAAAUGGCCGUUUUGUAGCCGGGGAACCCUCUUGUCGUCCCGCAUGUUCAGGACCAAACGAUCGGGGCUCGUCAGGCGACUCUGGAGGAGCCGUGCGCCCGCGGAGGGCGACGGAGACGCGGAUACCGCCGGCGCCGCGGGCUGCUGCCUCGGGAAGCCGGGCGCCAGUAAGCCUAACCCCGGCACCGAGGCCGAACUGAAGGCGCUGACGUACUCGAUCCUCAAGAAGAUCAAGGAGAAGCAGCUGGAGGUGCUCCUGCAGGCGGUGGAGUCCCGCGGCGGAGCGCGCAGCCCCUGCCUCCUCCUGCCGGGGAAAGCGGACGCCAGGCUCGGCCAGCAGUCCUUCCCGCUCCCGCUGCUGCUCUACAAGGUGUUCCGGUGGCCGGACCUCCGGCACUCCUCGGAAUUAAAGAGACUCUCUUGCUGUGAAUCUUACGGGAAGAUCAACCCGGAUCUCGUGUGCUGCAACCCGCAUCACAUGAGCAGACUCUGCGAGCUCGAAUCCCCCCCACCCCCGUACUCAAGAUACCCCACCGACUUUCUUAAACCACCUGAUUCUCCAGGUUCCGUGCCUGCUUCCACUGAAACUGGAGGAACGGCGUAUUCGGCCCCUAUGGGGUUCUCAGAUUCCCUGGCUCUUCAGGAGCGUGGAGAACAGCCUCACUGGUGUGUGGUGGCGUACUGGGAGGAAAAGACCCGCGUUGGACGCCUCUACUCCGUCCAGGAGCCAUCUCUGGACAUCUUCUAUGACCUACCUCAAGGCACGGGCUUUUGCUUGGGCCAGCUCGCCUCCGACAACAAGAGUCAACUGGUGCAAAUGGUUCGGGCCAAGAUCGGCUACGGCAUCCAGCUGAGCCGCGAACCCGACGGCGUGUGGGUGUACAACCGGAGUUGCUACCCCAUAUUCAUCAAGUCAGCCACACUGGACAAUCCCGACUCGCGCACGCUGCUGGUGCAUAAAGUAUUCCCCGGCUUUUCCAUAAAGGCCUUCGACUUCGAGAAGGCGGGAAGCCUGCAGCGGCCCAACGACCACGAGUUCAGCCAGCAGCCGCGGACGGGCUUCACCGUGCAGAUCAGUUUCGUGAAGGGCUGGGGACAGUGCUACACCCGGCAGUUCAUCAGCAGCUGCCCCUGCUGGCUGGAGGUCAUAUUCAACAACCGAUAACAGCGCGCCACGACCCCCAUUCCUUCACGGAGACGGACUAGCCCUUACCUUUUACUGGACUACGUUGUCUUUCUGUUUUGUUUUGGGGUUUUUCGCGCGAGAGGCUCUCCGAAGGAUGUUUUACGGGAGACACGGAAAGCGGAAACUCACACGGACUCGUUUAAUAAAUGACUAAGAUUUAAUUAAGUGAAAUAAAAGCUAAAAUGUAUUUUAUGUUAAAUAUAAAUAUAUUAUUACCUGUAAAUACGAAGUUUUAUAUGCAUUGUUAUUUAUGUAUUGUGCAAUGUGUUGAUGAGAAAAAGAGAUGCACUUUGCUUAAUAUAAAUGCAAACAAAGAAAUGCCAAAAUAAAACAAAAAAUACCGAAUUCA
This is a messenger RNA of Puntigrus tetrazona (Sumatra barb), 2902 nucleotides long. It is a transcript of the gene smad7, whose product is annotated as SMAD family member 7. Gene Ontology annotation, cellular component: heteromeric SMAD protein complex. NCBI's taxonomy places the organism in Eukaryota, Metazoa, Chordata, Actinopteri, Cypriniformes, Cyprinidae. The coding region runs from base 1411 to 2532 and encodes 373 amino acids. Gene Ontology annotation, molecular function: transcription regulator inhibitor activity; I-SMAD binding. Gene Ontology annotation, biological process: cell differentiation; BMP signaling pathway; SMAD protein signal transduction. The transcript has 7 exons. The record is from RefSeq and is a predicted model, not a curated record.